UCCAAUCGGCGCAUGCGUCUCACGAGCGAGCGUAAACUGGGCAAAGAUGGCGGCGGGCUCCGAUCUGCUGGAUGAUGUUUUCUUCAACACAGAGCUGGACGAAAAAGUAGUUAGUGACAUAGUCGGGUCUCUGGAGUCUGAGCUGUCAGGGUCAGAUCGCGUCAACACAGCAGCCGGGGUUCAGUCCGCGGGGAAUUACGCCGGGAAGUCAGUUGUAGGGAGUAACUCCAAUGUUCAGGGCAGCAAAAUGGGACUUUCACAACAAGAGCUUGCUAAAGCAGGGACAGGAGUACAAGGAGGUGUCAUUAACAGUGCGGGGUCCCACGGUUCAAGCAUGGAUGGAGCAGCCGGGACCACACCGGUGGUAGCAGCAGCAGCAGCGGCGGCGGCGGGACAGAGCAUGACAGCCGCUCAGAGUCAGCCCAAGCCGGUGGUAGCUAGCGGAGUCGUUACGGUAAUGUCAGACGCAACAGCUGGCGUUGGGAAAGCUGUGACGAGCGGAGUUCAAACUUUGAAUGGAAGUACCGUGGUGAUGAACUGUCAUAUCACCGCAGGAGCUUCUGCUGACAGCGGCGGGAACAACUCGCAGCCCGCUGUCACGCUCGUCAACAACGGACCAGUCUCUGUGAGCAAAGGGAGCGCGGCGGUUCUGUCCGCGACACCCAGCACUAUUAUCCGAACUUGUUCGACUUCGAGCGCGCACAAUGCUGUGAUUUCAUCUGUGAAAAGUGUUCCCACGGUCACGCUUGUGAGGCCACCUAUGCAAACUCCCACUAUCAUCACCUCGCAGAGUGGCGGAAACCCCACCACAGUUUUAACAUCAGCGGCCGUCAGUGUUGGCAGCACGGCCGCCUCUCUUGUGAACAAAACCGGCGGACACGUCGUGGCUUCAACCGUGGCGACGACGGCCACCGUAAGGAGCCCGACUGUUCUGCAAAACUUGAGGACUUCAGUGCCGUCGACAAUUGCCACCACUCCUCCUGCUGGAAUACGAGCUAUUGCUCCACAAGUGUUGGCCCCCCGACUCACUCAGCCUCAGCAAAACAUCCAAAACAUUCAGCUCCCUCCAGGCAUGGUCUUGGUUCGCAGUGAGAGCGGGCAGCUGUUGGUGAUUCACCAGCAGACCUUGGCUCAGAUGCAGGCUCAGUCGCAGUCCCAAAGUGCCAUGACACCACGACCUGCUGCCCCCACCAGCACUCCACCUGUCCAGAUCACUUCUCUACAGGCUCCAGGUGCAUCGCUCCUGGCUCGUCCGGUCACCCCCACCACCAUUAUUAAACAAGGUUCCACAGUCCAGACCACUGUGACGGCCACCACCACACUGCAGAGGCCUCCUGUACUGCAGAACACCAUCAUGGUGGGGGGAACUGCCACUACCCCAGGACAACCGCUAGGAACACCCACCACAGUGCAGCCUGGAUCUGCAGCCACAGCAGUUACACAGAGGGUGGGGCCCCUUGGGGCCACUGGGACCCCUGUCACUCCAACAGCUAUCACAGCUGAGACACUGGAGAAUGUGAAAAAGUGUAGAAACUUUCUGUCUACAUUAAUCAAGCUGGCAUCCAGUGGAAAACAGUCCUCUGAGACUACAGCCAACGUCAAGGAGCUGGUCAAGAACCUGCUGGAAGCGAAGAUAGAACCCGAAGACUUCACCAGUAGGUUAUACCGAGAGCUCAACUCCUCACCACAGCCGUACCUUGUGCCUUUCCUGAAGAGAAGUCUCCCAGCACUGCGUCAGAUGACUCCAGACUCAGAGGCCUUCAUCCACCAGAGCCUACUGCCUCAGACCAGCACUCCAGCAGCAGCAGCAGCAUCAUCCACGGCCCUCACCGCCGUGGUGCUGCGACCGCCUCUCUCCACUGCCGCCACUACGGCCACCAGCACUGCCGCGACCAAAACCACAGUUAUCAGCCUCACUCAGACACCUCACAGUAAACCUGGACUGAUAGUGCCCCAGCAACAGGGGACAAUUGUGAGGCCACAGGUGACGCUGGCACAGUCUCACUUGGUAACACUCAGAGGGCAAUCUCAUAGCCGCAUUGUUGUGGGCCAGCCGCAGGUGGUCAAACAGCUUCAGACAGCUGUGAAGCCGACGUUGGCUCCUGGGGCCAAAGGAGUACAAGUCGUCAGUCAGACCCCUCUCACUGCUGCUCAGAAGAUCAAGCUGAAGGAAGCAGGAGGGGGAACCUUCAGGGAUGAUGACGACAUCAACGAUGUAGCCUCCAUGGCAGGAGUCAAUCUGUCGGAAGAGAGUGCCCGUAUCUUAGCAACCAACUCCGAGCUUGUUGGCGCAGUGACUCGCUCCUGUAAAGACGAGACCUUCCUCUCCACCUCUUUACUCACCCGCAGAGCUCUGGAGAUCGGUAAAAAGUUUGGUGUCAGCGAGUUGGGCACAGACGUGAUCAACUACGUUUCCCACGCUACGCAGCAGCGACUACAAAACUUGCUGGAAAAGGUUUCGCAAGUGGCACUGCAGAAAAACACAACCUUCAAGGAGGACGAGCGGUUUGAGCAGGCCGACGACGUGCGAGCGCAGCUUAAAUUCUUCGAGCAGUUGGAUCAGAUGGAAAAACAAAGGAAAGAAGAGCAGGAGAGAGAGAUUCUCUUAAAGGCUGCCAAGUCUCGGUCACGGCAAGAGGAUCCAGAGCAGCUCAGACUGAAACAGAAGGCCAAAGAGAUGCAGCAGCAGGAGCUAGCUCAAAUCAGACAGAGAGAGGCCAAUCUAACGGCACUGGCAGCAAUCGGCCCGAGGAAAAAACGGAAAAUGGACUCUCCCGUUAGGGGUGCAAGUGCAGAGGGCUCAGGGUCAGGCCCCUCUCAGCCUGGAGGCUCCAGUGGAGCAGGCUCCAGACAGUUUAUGCGACAACGCAUCACCAGAGUCAACCUCAGGGACCUGCUCUUCUGCCUGGAGAAUGAAAGAGGGACCAGUCACUCACAGCUGCUCUAUAAAGGCUUCCUCAAAUAGCACUCGCAUUCAAAUGACUAGUUUCACACAGUGGCAUUAAGGGAGCAGGGUUGACGGUCAUCUCAGACCUCUUCUGCCGCUUCUUUCCACUGCUGAAUGACGAGACGUCUGACUGUGGGGAAUUAUCUCGAACACUGAAAGGACGUCCGCUUUUGAAAGCCUUUUCAAGCACAGGCCUUUUUAGAAAUUUCAGCGAAGAGGUGGAGCACAUAUUGGAACUCAGCCGUGAUUUCUCUGUGCCUCUGAGCCUUGGCUUGCUCUUUAAGAGACCAGUUGCACCCAACCACACCUCAUUCAUGCACUGCCUCAUGCUACACACACACACACACACACACACAAAUGUCUUUAACUGAACUGAACACUUCAGAUCUGAAAACCUUGUCAGGGUCAUUUCACUUGCAUCUGUGUUAUAGCAGCGAAUCUCUGUGAAGUGGUUCUAUUCUAGAUUAAUGUGCAACAUUCAGGUGUCACAGCCGGAUUUUUACAAAACUGCAGUAUUGAUCAUUUUCUUGACCAUGUUGACGUAAAACACUCUGUUUAUUUAAGUUCUUGACAGAGAUUUAAAUCUAGCACACAUUUAUGCUAUGUUCUAUCACCGUUUAAAUGCCUGUGGAUUGUUUUACAGACUAAUCUUAACUAGUCUUGUCAUCUGCUGAGUUGCCUUCUUACCAGAUAAAGCCAUAUAGAUUAGAAUUUGUUGAUCAGCUUCAGUAACUUCAUCUAUCCAACACUUCUCUCCAGGUUUGUAGGAUGUGCACUUUGUUUGUCUUUACUUAACAAAAAUAUUUUUUGUUUUUUGUUCCUGCCGCAGUGGUUGAAAGUGAAAUUCCACUUUUUAAUUCAGAUUCUUGCGCUAAAUAUCCAGACGUGACAUAUAUCUUACAUUCUCAACCAUGAUUUCUAAGGCACUCCAUACUUUCAGCAGUUGACAGUUUGUAUUAGUUUUUAACCUUGUCUGCAUUAUGAAAAUAAUGAAAAUAACUUGGAUUUGGCUUUAAAAAAUGUCACAAAGGAGGAUAACUUUCAAGUCAUUUCCCUGCUUUUCAUAAAAGAGUUAUGUACCUGGCUAAAAUAUCUUUGGGGAGGAUGUUUACUGUGAUUGUUUGUCCUCUCAAGCACAUUUGCUUUUUGUACCUUUUUUUUUUUUUAUAAUGAAUAAUGGACAUAUGUGGCUGCCUGAUGAUCAUAAGUAGUAUGGUGCAAUUUGGAAACCAAGUUGUUGUUCAUGUAAAGUAUCCACAGUCUGUAGCCCACGUGCUAUAAUGUGAAUUUAGAUGUGAGUUUUGAGAGCUGGAUCCCAAAAAAUGUAUUGAUUGCAGUCAUUUAAUUGAUUCAGACAUUUUUCAAUAAGUUGUAUGUCCACAUUUUUAUAUUUAUGAAUGAUGGAGAAAACAUGGGCAUGAAAUGCGAAUGAGUGAGGACGGCACUUUGACAGAUCAGUUUUUCUAAAACUAUGAACAUACCCACUUUAUAACUUUUUAUAUUUUUAGUCCACAUGCUAAUUUUGAUCUUUAUACCUUUUGUCAUUUUAUGAAAGAAUGUUUAUCAGCAAAUUUUAUUAAUGUACAUACUUAGGAUUUGCAAUUUGUAGAUUUAUUAGUUGACAACUUGUAAUUGGGCAAGUUUGUCUUAUUUUUCAUAUAUAUAUAUAUAUAGAUAUGUGAAGAAUAAGACACAUAUAUGAUGCUUUCUUGCCAAUAUCUUGUAAAUUUUGCACAGCCACUUGUUUAUAUGUAAAUAUCUGAAUUUUAAAAAAGUUUUUAAUUGCUAUUUUACAACGGAUUGAGAGAGAAUGAUGACUAUUAAAACAAAACAAAAAAACAACAA
This is a messenger RNA of Larimichthys crocea (large yellow croaker), 4792 nucleotides long. Its product is annotated as transcription initiation factor TFIID subunit 4. NCBI's taxonomy places the organism in Eukaryota, Metazoa, Chordata, Actinopteri, Sciaenidae. Gene Ontology annotation, cellular component: transcription factor TFIID complex. Gene Ontology annotation, biological process: transcription initiation at RNA polymerase II promoter; DNA-templated transcription. The record is from RefSeq and is a predicted model, not a curated record. The coding region runs from base 47 to 2965 and encodes 972 amino acids. The transcript has 16 exons. Gene Ontology annotation, molecular function: DNA binding; protein heterodimerization activity; RNA polymerase II general transcription initiation factor activity.